Molecule: messenger RNA, 1319 nt
Organism: Cucumis melo (muskmelon)
Lineage: Eukaryota; Viridiplantae; Streptophyta; Magnoliopsida; Cucurbitales; Cucurbitaceae
Product: thiamine pyrophosphokinase 1
Exons: 6
Coding region: 163-984 (273 amino acids)
Biological process (GO): thiamine diphosphate biosynthetic process; thiamine metabolic process
Molecular function (GO): thiamine diphosphokinase activity; thiamine binding; ATP binding
Source: RefSeq, a predicted model, not a curated record
GAUUUAUACUGUUCCUUCGCUUAAGCUUAAUUUGCUUUCAUUUUGAAUAUAUUCAAUCAGUUUCUGGAAGUUCUUCAGCUUUGACUACCUAAAACAUCAACCAAUUGCUUCUCAAAUCCGUCUUUCCUUCACAAAAUCUCUCCAAUCUCUUGCAUUUCCGUCAUGGAAGUCCUGUUCCACUCUUCAGAUUUCCUUCUCCCUUCUCCUUCUUCUUCACCGCCCAACCACCGCCGUUCUUCAACCUACGCCCUUGUUCUGCUCAAUCAACGCCUCCCCAAAUUCACCCCCUUGCUCUGGAAGCACGCACAACUUCGUCUGUGUGCCGACGGAGGCGCCAAUCGUGUAUUUGAUGAUUUGCCUUUGAUGUUUCCUCAUCUAGAUGCUUUGGAUGUUCGUAAUAGGUUUGGUUUGCUAGUGUCUUUUUCUUCUGUUUUGUUAUACUACAAGCCAGAUGUUAUUAGAGGAGACAUGGAUUCAAUUCGGACAGAAGUACUAGAAUUUUAUGCUAAGCAAGGAACCAAGAUAUUUGAUGAAUCUGAAGAUCAGGAUACCACAGAUCUUCAUAAAUGUGUUGCAUAUAUUCUUCAAUCUAUUCCAAAUCAGGAGUCUAAUCUGUGUAUACUUGUUGCUGGAGCUCUGGGUGGACGGUUUGAUCAUGAGAUAGGAAACAUUAAUGUUCUAUGCCGUUUCUCAACCACUCGCAUAAUACUUCUGUCUGAUGAUUGUCUUAUUCAUCUUCUGCCAAGGACUCAUCACCAUGAAAUCCUUAUUCAUUCAUCUGUAGAGGGGCCACAUUGCGGUCUCAUUCCAAUUGGAAUGCCUUCUGGAAGCACGACAACCACUGGUCUUCAAUGGGAUUUGAGUGACACGGAGAUGAAGUUUGGGGGUCUAAUUAGCACAUCAAAUAUAGUUAAAGAAGAGAAGGUAACAGUGCAAUCUGACUCCGAUCUUCUCUGGACGAUCUCAUUAAAAAGCCAAAAUUAGCAAAAGCUUCAAUUAAUUUUCAGCAUUAGGUAAUGGAAUCUUCUUUCUCCAUUUGAAAUAAGAAUAAUUUUGAAGAUUUACCCCCCUUCACAUCUCUAGUAGAUUUUAUAGUAUUUGAGUUUCAAUUAGAUUCAUUUGGCAUGUACUUAAAUUUCAUUUUUAUUUGAGUAGGAAGCGUGUUUGCAAAUGGGUAAAGUUUCUUUUUCUCUUUACUUGUGAUUUUGGAGGUCAGUGCCACUAUAUAUGUCAAUUGUAUUUUGUAACACCUAAUAAUACUCUCUUUAUUUGUUGAGAGCUAAAGUAUACUUUAUCAGCAAUGACAUUUGAUUUGUAUA